Molecule: messenger RNA, 7559 nt
Organism: Oncorhynchus mykiss (rainbow trout)
Lineage: Eukaryota; Metazoa; Chordata; Actinopteri; Salmoniformes; Salmonidae
Source: RefSeq, a predicted model, not a curated record
AGGGAGGGAGGCUAGGAGGGAGGGCGGUAGUUACAAAUGCCCAAUCUAACUCACUAAACCUCUGACCAUGCUUUUAGAGAAAUGUCAGAUCUGCUCUGUGGAGGAGAGAAGUAUUAAACAGAGGUAAACAGCAGCUUAAGGUAAAACUCCUUAGGCACAGAUCUAGGAUCAACUCUGAUAUCUAACAAAAACUGACCUCAGAUCAGUGUCUAGAAGCAAUGUCUUCCUACUUUGAGAUCUCAUCUGUCUCAGCAUCUUUCUCUGGAUUACUGGACAACUAUAACUAACCCUGGGUUUGCCGGUGUUAACCCUUAGACAACUAUUACUAACCUUGGGUUCGUUGGUGUUAACCCCUGGACAACUCUAACUAACCCUGGGUUCGCUGGUGUUAACCCCUGGACAGCAUGGCUACUGUGGGAAAGAGAUGAUGAUUGACUAUGAGUGUCCCUCUCCAUUAGCCUGUGUGCCGGCUGGGAGGAGUGUGUGUGAGAGUGUGUUAGCACCACACACACACACACACGCAGCACACACACACACUCUAACGGCCAUGCCCCAGAGAUACUCCUACCAGAAGAGGAAAGCCAGCACGGCAGCAGCUCGGAGGAUGGAGAGGCGAGGCAGGGACACUGGGAAGACCAACAACACCAACACUAGCCACAGCCACCGCUCCAAGAAGCUAGCCAUGCUCUCCAGGUCCCUGAUCCUCUGUCACUCCAGAGCCAGUGAUGACUGCCCCAGCCCCGAAGAGAGCCCGCCAGGGGAGGCCUGGAAGGGAGACGGGGGCUUGGGGAGAGAUGGGAAGGGGAACAGGGAGGUGGAGAGGUCCCAGAAGAAGAUCCAGGAAGGACCCCAGGAGAGUGGAGGAACUAUGCAGGCAUCUACACAGCCACCCGUAGGGGCCACCAACACACUCAGGGCUACAGGAGAACACAAGAGGAAUAUGAGGAGGUCCUUCAGUAUCAAGGAGAGCAGUAUCUGGAGGAUGUGUGUAACGACGGGGGCGGGUGAGGAGGGUCUGGGCCGACAGACUGGCGAUAGCAGCCCCCAGACGGAGGACAAAGAACCCAGUGUGGAGCGAGGGAGGAAGGGAGGAGGGGAUGGACACAGUUACCUUCAGAGUACAGACAAGCCUGCACCUUUUAACGGACAGUGUCUGAACGGCCAUGCCAGGACAGAGGGGGAGAGGCAGGCCAAGAACGGCCAUGCUGCAAGGACAGAGGGGGAGGGAGGGAGGCAGGCCGCCUCCAGGAACAGCCACAUAACAGCCUACAGUGAGGAAAGCUCAACAUGUGAGCAGCAGCCCCAGUCCCCUGGAGGUCUAACCCUGGCCCCCCUGCACUCGGCCCCCCUGUGCCUGGCAGACCCCCUGGCAGUGACCAACUACACAGAGACAGAACAAACUGGGAACAACAACCACCUCAAGUUGGCAAUCCCAGAGGUGAAUGAGGACAGAGGUUGGGACACAGAGAGGAGAGGACAUGGUCUUCAGGGACAGACAGUCUGCAAGAGGACCCGCUCCAACUCUACCAGUGUCCAUCCAUACUGGAUUGGAGACCUGGACACCAUUAUCCUGAAGACGCCUGAGCUUUGCGGGAGCAACACCCACGGAACCGUCGGUUUCUUUGGCAGCAGGAAGUCCCAGUCCCAGCAGCUGGAGUUUCCUCACAACCCCAACCAGCCCGUUCCCCGUCCCUCUCGCUCUCUUAGCUCCGCCCAUCUGGUCCACUCCUGCAGUAACGUCCAAGCCUUCAUCAUCUGUAACAUUGUGCUGAUGAAGGGCCAUGGCAAGGGUCUGGGGUUCAGCAUUGUGGGGGGCAGGGACAGCAUGUACGGACCCAUGGGUAUCUACGUCAAGACCAUCUUCGCUGGAGGGGCCGCGGCUGCCGAUGGCAGACUACAGGAGGGGGAUGAGAUCCUGGAGUUGAAUGGAGAGUCUCUACAUGGACUAACUCAUGAGGAUGCACUACAGAGAUUCAAACAGAUAAAGAAGGGUCUGUUGACUCUGGUGGUGAGGACCAGCCUGCGUGUCGGCGCCCUCUGUGGCCAGGCAGCGGUAGCACAGCUGUGUCGGUCUCGCUCUCUCAGCUCCAGUACUGGCAUGUCCAGGGUCAGCACUGAAAUGGGGGACUACAAUUACCUCAGUGAUGUCACCACAGCCAACACACACACCAACACCGUACCUCAGCCACCUUUGGCCAAACCCCGAGAUCGUGUCAUGAUGGAGAUCACCUUGCAUAAAGAGGCCGGUGUGGGGCUGGGCAUUGGGCUGUGUUGCGUGCCGUCUGGAGAUGGUUGCCGUGGCGUCUAUAUCCACACCCUGUCCCCUGGGUCGGUGGCACACAUGGACAGUAGACUCAGAUGUGGAGAUGAGAUUAUGGAGAUCAACAACACAGUGGUGUACAACAUGGUACUGAAUGAUGUGUACACGGUUCUGAGUCAGUGCUCCCCCGGGCCAGUCCAGAUCAUCAUCAGUCGACACCCUGACCCCAAAGUGUCAGAGCAGCAGCUGAACGAUGCCAUAGCCCAGGCUGUAGAGACCAGCCAACUAAAGCAGGACGCCAGUGAGUGGAGUAUAGACGGCCUGCGUAGGUCUGACCCCUGUUCCCACUCCAGAGGGAAGUGUGAGCGCUGUGUGGCGAGGAGCUUCAGCCAACUGACUGCCCGGCGAGCCCAGAAGAACAUGACCCGCUCCUGUAGUGACAGCAACACAUACAACCAGAACCACCAUCAUAACCAUCAGCACAACCGCUGCCCCGGACCAGGAACCAACCUGAUUAAUGGUCAAUCCCUGACUAUACCCAACCACAACAUGCACCAUAAUCUGAUGGAAAGGGUCCACAGCCUCGACAUCCCCAUGGGGUCCACGCCUGAGCCCUGGUGUGAUAACAGACUGUCUGCAUUGGUCUACCCUAUCCCUGAUGACGACUAUAACGUCCCCUACAACUCCCCAGCAGCCAACCUCUCCUGCCAGCGCACGUUAGACCUGGCCACAAGGGGAAAUAAGAACAGGCCCAAAGCCCUGGCACCUCCAAGGAGGUACUGCCGACACCAGGACGUCACUAGUGAGGAGGGGGCCCCUGGGGGCCUGCCAGACUCCAAUGUUUCCAGUAGAGGCUCCCCUGUUAGAGAGGACGGAUGGAGUCCCACACAUACCAACUGUCAGGAAGUAGAGAGUGAGAGAGAAAGAGAGAGAGAAAGAGAGCGAGAACACUCACGGGGAAGUGGAGAGACUCUCACCCACUCAGAGGCUCGCUCUGCUGCCAUCACCGACUGCCCUCGAUACUCAUCCUGCACAGAAGACAGACUACACACAGGUGCUGAAUCUGCCUUCCACCUCUGCUCCCAGAGUAAGAGGCCGGGCCUGAGGAGGCAGGGCCGCGUGGAGCAGCUCCCCCCAGAAAAGCUUCACGACCCCUGGGUUAGGAUCUCCGACAGCGCCCCUGAUCUUGGAGGUCCUGAAGACCCCCAUCAGAACCAGAGUCUGACUCAUCCGAGCACACACCGUCACAACACACACUCCCACAGUAGCACACACCAACAACAAGCACACCAUCUCAGCUCACACCACGACGCCACACACACUCCAUCCCAAACCGACAGACACCCCAACGACACACACUCCCCAGUCGCCAUGAGCCAACCGAGUGAGUUUCCCGAGCUUCCUGAAUUCAACUGUACUUCCACCCACCACACCGCCCCAGACCCCACCACCCCCUCCACCCCUGCCUCCCUAAUCUCCACCCCCAGCCCAAGGACUGAGGACCCCCCAGGGGUGAGGAAGGGCCCCCCAGUUGCCCCCAAGCCUGUGUGGAACCGUCAGAGCCUUAGGAGUAUUAGGAAUGGGAGGCCCCAGGCUGAGCUGGCCAAACCCCUGGACAUCAGAGGCGGUGGAACCACCUUCGGGGUACGUCUGCGGCCCACCUCCUCUACAGCCCAGCUGUCAAUCAAGCAGAAGAUCCAUUCAUUUGAGACCUUCUCUAGUCCUGAGGGUAAAGGUCAGGAGAUGGAGGGCAACAACAGGAGGCCCCUAGCCCCCUCCACUUCCCUCCCUCUGAAGGACAAGGCACUCGUCAGGAGUGACCCCCCUCUCUUAGAGGAGAAUGGCACAAUCCAACAUGACAUGGGCAAAGGAGCCAAAGUGACCUCUCCAAUCCCUGACGAGGACAAGGACAGGAGGAUGUCCUCUUUUCCCCCUGGAGCCUCUCCUCACUCCAUCCUUCCGCCCUCUCCUGCCUCCCACCCUUCUCCUCCUACCUGUUUUUCUCUUCUUCCGACCCCCCACCCUACCUCGGAGCUCCAGACCCCAGUGGAAGAGACAACAGACCCCAAUGCAGAGAUCUCUGACUCGCCAUCCCCCGAUGACACCACCACCUCCCCAUCCACCCUAGAGGCACCUCUCCCCGAGGCCGAAGCAGAAACAGAGCCCCUGGAUGGGGCUGUAGAGGCCUCCAUCUCCCCCUCGGGCCCGGUGCCCAGGAGGUCCAGCAGCUCCAAGGGAGAGAGCUUUGGUCCACUACAACCACCAGAGGAGGAGGAGGGAGACCAGAACCAUGCCCAGGCUCAGGGCAAGCAGGCCAGCCUGCGGACGCGUAGCCUGCCCCUGCCUACCUCUCCCUCCCCGGAUGGGUCAACAACUCUACAAGGACUGGAGGGAGAGAGCCUGGGGAAGAUACUUUCCUUCAGUAACCAGGUUUCCCAUGCCCUGAUGCGUUCCAUGCACUCCCUGCUCCCCUCCCUCUAUCCUACUAGGCCGGGUAACCCCGGGUCAGACCCACCCCCUGUAUCCCCUCUAGUCUGCAGCCCGGAGGAGCCUGACCCGGUCCAGAACACUCCCCUCUCCCCUGGCCCCAACAGCAAUGAGAAUAGCUUCUCUGUCAGCCUAUCUGAUCUGAGGCAGUGUACCAUUGAGCGGGGGGAGGAGGGAGGGGACCUGGUCUCACGCCCAUCUCCGUCAGCAUGUGCCCACUCUGUUAUCUCAGCCAUCCCUCCACAGGAAAUACAGACCAUGAUCCAGGAAGUGAAAGCUCUGGAUGAGGAAACACUGAAGCAAUUUGAGCACAUCCAAGUGGUGAUUCUGCACAAGGAGGAAGGAGCAGGUCUGGGUUUCAGCAUUGCAGGUGGGAUAGACCUGGAGAGCAAGGCUACCACAGUGCAUCGUGUUUUCCCCCACGGCCUGGCGGCUCAAGAGGGGACCGUGGAGAAGGGUGACGAGGUGCUGUCCAUCAACGGCCAGACACUAAGGGGUGCGACACACGCGGACGCCACCGCCACGCUGCGCCAGGCCCGCACCAUGAGACUGGCCGUGGUGGUGGUAAGCAAGGGGAGAGAGGGAGGAGGAGGGAACAAGACUGAUGAUUCCUCUGUCAGCAGUAGCAGUACAGACCUCAACCCCACAGUGGAGGAUGGGGGAGACAUGCUGACUGUGGAGCUGGAGACAGGAGGAGGGGGCGUGGGCUUCAGUUUGGAUGGAGGGAAAGGCUCUAUCCAUGGAGACAGGCCUCUGGUCAUCAACAGGAUAUUUAAAGGUGGUGCUGCGGAGCAGAGCGGGUUGCAGUCUGGUGAUGAGCUGCUGCAGGUCCAGAGCACCUCCCUACAGGAGCUGAGCCGCUUCGAGGCCUGGAACAUCGUCAAGGCUCUGCCUGAGGGUAACAUCACUCUAGUCAUCCGGAGGAGGAAGGAGGAUGAGGCAGAGGGGUCUGCCUGAGGGACAUCUCACUGUAGUUAACAGGAGGAGGAAGGAGGAGGAUACUGAGGAGUUACCCCUAGACACUGAUUUCAGGUCAGUUUACACUGUUUAUACUUAACUGAUGUCCAGAUACAAUAGGUCCCUGACUACCUACAGAGGUAGUCAGAAAGAUCUGAUCACAAUUACACUUCUUUAAAAAUGUGGGCACAAUCAGAAUGUGGACAAGAUCAAGACAAAGGACUCAUGUUAGCACCAGCUAUAAACGGAGCUAUUGAUUCUCAAGAUUCGGCCACAUAUUGAUUGUGGCCACAUUUAUUGACAUGUGUCCGCAAUUAAAAUAUCUAUUGUGAUUGGAUUGUGAUCAGAUCUUCCUGAUCACCACCGGAGGUAGUCAGGCACACAUGUUGUCUGGAUAUCUUCCAAGUGUAGACGGAUGUGGACAGGGAAACCAUUUAAAUCAUCAUUAUCCCUCUAAAAUCAUUGACAGGUGGCGCCAUCGUCUUAUGGCAUCAAUAUGUGUCUUUAAAUAAAGAAAAUACAUAUUAUUUUGAAAGAAUAUCUGUCGAAUAAUUUGCAUACAGGGAGGAACCAGUCAAUCUUGGUCACAAUGCGGAAACAGUGGACGGAUAAGAGACACAUUUUAAUACAAUAUGUAGAUGCAACGGCAAAAAUGUGGCCGCUAUCAGAAUGUAGACAACGGCCUCGAUUCAAUCCGUAUCGCUGAAGUUUAGCGUUAUAGGGUGAUUGAAAAUGAAAGGUAAUUUCCGAUUGAGCCUACACAUGGAUUUACCGUGAAUGCAGUCUCCGCGAACACAGGAACAUUGCUUUUAUAUUUCAAUUACGCUGAAGUGCAGGUCUUCAGUGCUACGGAUUGAAUAGAGCCCGAGAUCAGAGUUAGCACCAGGUAUAAACAGGGCCAACUAGAACACAAAUCAACCACAAGCCACCAUACCAUUUCAUAUGAGCACUGUUAACAUACUGUAGUUAUGAAUAUAACAUCUAUAUUCUAUAUCAAAUCAUAUUGCAAUGACAAUCAGGGACUGUUACUGUAGAAAGAGGUGAAUUUACAGGUGCUUUGCUCUGACUGCCUUCCUACACCCAGAACUUCUAGACCAGGGACCACAGUGAGUUUGAGAUUUGCACAGUAAUACAGUAUUUACAUGAAGGAAGGGAGAGACAUUCCAUUGCUUUUGACUGUUAGAAAUAGUGUACAAUACUGUAAUGUAGUCCAAAAGAGUAUUAUACUGAUACAAAAUAUUUAAAAUGGGAUUUGAAUUUUUCAUGGAAUUGUAGUAUUGUAGUAUUGUGCUUGAUGUUGGAAUCAUUGUUUAGACCAAAGACUGUGAGUUGGAUUCAAUCCAUAUCGCGGAAGAUCAACAUCAAAAAGUCAAGUUAAUUUCCGUUUACCAUGAAUGCAGUCUCCGCGACCGCGGGAACAUUGCCUUUAAUUGUCUAUCGCACAAUAAAGUGGAUCUUCAGAGCUACGGAUUUAAUAGUCCUUAGUUUGUUUAUUAGAUGACAAUGGGAGAAUCUCAAUUGCAUAGUGCUCGCGUCCUCUUUCCUUCUCCACACCCAUUGGAUGAGAAAGCCAGAGGUCCCGCCCCUCUGACCUUCUCCAAUUCGUUUUGAGGAGGCCAGGUGAGAGGAUGUGAGGAAUAUCUAAUUGAGAUUCUCCCUAUGGGUGAAACCAAAGAUACAACUAAACCGGAGCAAAUUUUCACCUUGUUUUCUCUCCUAGUUUGAUAUUAAGGAAAACACAGGGUGUGAACAUUUUGUACCAAAAUCUAUUAGAAUAUCGAUAUUUAAAACUCUGUGUAUCGGUACUAAAGAUUUAUCACAAUAUACAUUAUACUAAUAAAAUAAUUUAACCCAA